GGAGGGAGGAAAUAUCCCGCCUCAUCCGCUGUUCUUUUUUAAAACCAAGGCGGGACGGUUUAUUUCACCCACUUGGUUUGGUCGGUGUGGUUUUUGUAAAUACGCGACCAAAAUGGUGCGAACUAAAGCAGACAGUGUUCCCGGAUCAUACAGAAAAGCGGUUGCAGCUUCUGCUCCCCGGAAGUCUCUGGGCUCUAGUUCAGCCAACUCCUCUUCCUGCAGCAGCCAAUCCUCCACACCUGCAAAGAACAAAUAUGGUGGUGGGAACCCAGUCUGUCCCCGUCCCACUCCGACCUGGCAGAAGGGCAUCGGGGAUUUCUUUGGUGGUCCCCCCAGGAAGCCAGAGAAGGAGAACCAGAGACCAAGGGAGGCUGAGGAUGAUGAAGAGGCUGGGAGCAGUGGGAUGUCAAAGCCCAGCAGAAAGUCCAGACCGUUGCCUGCUGAGGAUGAGGAUGAUGACAACUGAAUUUGUUUGACUCUUGGUCUUAUUUGCUGCCUUUAUAUUCUCAGUGGUAUUUUAAUGUAAACUGUAUAUAAUUUCUGUUGAAUUCACUUUGUAUAGUUCAUUAAACAUUUUUAAAAAACGUU
Monopterus albus (swamp eel) is the source of this 588-nucleotide messenger RNA. It is a transcript of the gene pclaf, whose product is annotated as PCNA clamp associated factor. The coding region runs from base 113 to 466 and encodes 117 amino acids. The record is from RefSeq and is a predicted model, not a curated record. Gene Ontology annotation, molecular function: chromatin binding. Gene Ontology annotation, cellular component: nucleus. Gene Ontology annotation, biological process: regulation of cell cycle; translesion synthesis. Lineage: Eukaryota; Metazoa; Chordata; Actinopteri; Synbranchiformes; Synbranchidae. The transcript has 4 exons.